Acanthosepion pharaonis is the source of this 525-nucleotide messenger RNA. The record is from the annotation of a GenBank genome assembly. Lineage: Eukaryota; Metazoa; Mollusca; Cephalopoda; Sepiida; Sepiidae.
AUGAUAUUUCUUCAAAAAGACGAGAUUGUCCGGAACAUCGAUCAAAGGCCAUAUCUAUCUAUCUAUCUAUCUAUCUAUCUAUCUAUCUAUCUAUCUAUCUAUCUAUCUAUUUAUCUAUCUAUCUAUCUAUCUAUCUAUCUAUCUACUUUAGGUUACAUAAAGAAUAUCUAUUUAUCUAUAUAUUUGUCUUGCUAUCUAUCUAUUUUUGCCUGUAUAAAAUCUAUCUACUUUAUGUUACAUAGAGAAUUUCUAUCUAUCUAUCUAUCUAUCUAUCUAUCUAUCUAUCUAUCUAUCUGUCUAUCUACUUUUGCCUAUAUAAAGUAUUUCUAUCUACUUACACAAAUAACAUUUAUCUAUCUAUCUAUUUUAGCUUGCAUAAAGAACAUCUAUCUAUCAAUGUAUAUUAGCUUACAUAAAGAACAUCUAUCUACUUUCGCUUACAUAAAGAACAGCUGUCAAUCUAUCUAUCUAUCUAUCUAUCUAUCUAUCUAUCUAUCUAUCUAUCUAUCUAUCUAUCUAUUGUAA